UCCGAUGAAACGUGAACGCCGGCGCUGGUUGCUGUGCUCUCGUCUUCCGGGGGGAAACGAAAACUGUCGCCGGGGAAACGCGCGAUUAAAUGCCUUCUUCUUUCUGAUCCGAGAGAGGAAAAAAUUCCGGAUUAGGGUUUCUCGUCUGGUUCUCUCUUGGGUUUCGUUUCUCGGUGGAAAUUUCGCACCCUCCCCCGAAAAGAAAGUUCUGAUUUAGGGUUUUGGGAAUCUCCUCUCCGCGUCCGGAGAUGGACGGGCGGGAUCGGGCCGGCGAUGAUCGGACGUUCAAGGUCAAUUUCACCACUGAGGGCGUGUCGAAGCUCCGGGAUAGGGUGAACGAGAAGCUCAAGGAGUUCAUGGGGGAUUACACCGACGACACCCUUGUGGAAUAUGUUAUUGUCUUGCUCAGGAAUGGCAGGCGCAAAGAUGAGGCCAAGAAGGAACUGGAUGUGUUUUUGGGGGACGACAGUGUCUCUUUCAUAUCCUGGCUCUGGGAUCAUCUCUCUUCAAAGUUGCAUCUGUAUGUGCAGCCACAAGAACCUUUUCCUGAUGAAGCGGUUAGGACCAGUUCCUUAUCGAAUCAACUGUUGGGGAGAGACAGUUCCCAACAGGAGCAUCUGACUGGUAGUGUGCAGACUGAUUCUGAGUGUGAGAGAGAAAAGUUGACUAAAGUGUCUAGAAGUCGGCACAAUAGGGAGUGGAAAGGAUUGGUGCGGGAGAAUACUGAAGUAUUUCCUCUUCGAAGCAUUGUGACUGACAUUUUGCACUCCGAGGAAAAAACUCACCACAGAACUAAUCAUGAUAGACAAUCUUAUUCUCCUGAGCCUCAAGUUCACAAAAAGCGGAGCAGAGAGGAUGGACGGCAACAAACUAAGAGAGAGUCAGCUUCCCAUCCAAUGAUUGGUGCUCCGUGCCGGCUUCUUCAAUUUGCUGUUCGAGAUGCUGUGAGGACUGUGCAACAAUCAAACUCUAAAACUGAGCCAGCUCCUAAACGACUUCGUUCUGUGGUUUCCACAACCACUACAGAUUCUGUGCAGGAUAGGAGACCCCAGAGAACAAAAUCUGUUGCAAGAGUGCCGGGUGCUGUGUCAAGUGCACUCAAAGCUGCAGCAGAAGCUGCUGAGGAUGUACUAAAGGUUAGACCUCCGCGUAGUGUUUUUGAUAGAUUGGGUCAUGGUAUUGACACUGUGGAGCCAGUUAAUCAGUCGUCAGAUUUUAGAGCACCGGACGUGGAAGAUGGAGAGUAUGAAGAUUUUGACCAGGUUCCAGCAUCAAACCAUGUUGGUUAUCAUGAAAGAAGUGACUAUAACAGGAAGUUUGCCGGAGAUAUGACUAUGGCAGACAGGGAAACUGGGAUGGAUGAUGAUUCUGCCUCGGAUAAUGAUGGAUAUGAUGUAGGUAUUGUAAGACAUCGCGGUUCAGAUGCUUCUCAAAGUGCCUCUUCUGGUCACAAGGACAAAAAAUCACUGAUGGUGGAGUCUAGUGUUGCACAGAAUGCUGAUGAAGUAGUUAGGAAAACAAGAGUGAUGGAUCAGGAUCCACCUGCUAGUUCAGCAGCAAUGACAUCUAGCAAGAUUGUAAAUAUAUCUGUUAAUGUGAAUACAUGGAAACCUCCCGACUACCAAAUGCCCAGGGAUGUUGCUGAGGCGGAGAAUCAAAUGACUGUAGAAAAGAGUGAGAUCGAUGCAGGGAAGCCCAAUGUUAGGCUGCCAAAGGAGAAUGAUGCUACUAUGGCCAAGAAUAUAAAAGAAAUGGAGCGUGCAGAUGUCCAAGGGUCUCAGAGGACUACGUCGACACCUGGUUCAUAUACAGCUGGCCUGCCUUCCGAUGGUGUUGAUUCUCGAACUCUCUUUGUCAGCAAUGUCCACUUUGCUGCCACUAAAGAUAGUCUUUCUCGUCAUUUCAAUAAGUUUGGAGCGGUGCUGAAAGUAAUAAUUGUGACUGAUCCUGCAACUGGCCAACCCACAGGGUCAGCCUAUGUAGAGUUCUUGAAGAAAGAAUCGGCGGAGUCGGCAUUAUCUCUGAAUGGCACAUCAUUUAUGUCUCGUAUUCUGAAGGUUGUUCGAAGCAGCUCUCAUGAAACUGCUCCGAUGGUGGGUUGGCCCCUCAUUUCACGAGGUUCUCCAUUUGCUCCUAAGCUCUCCAGAAUACCAUAUCCAAGGGGUGCGAUUGCUGGUGCCUUUCGAGCCCGCCUCCCAGUUAAGCCUGGAGCCCGGAGCCUCCAGUGGAAGCGUGAAGCUUCGAGUUCUCAGCCCACUGAGGGCACCAAAGGUCCUCCUAAUUCCUCACUAAACUCCAGAAACAGUGCUCUCUCUCCAACUGCACGAAGUCUCACCUAUACCCGGACUGAACCAAAAGCAGAUGCGAAUUCUGGUCCAGCAUAGUUAUUGCAUGUAAAAGGAAAGGAUGACAAAGGGUUCGGCUUGGAGUCUUUAACUUUUUUUCUGUUUUGUGUAUGAUUUGGCAUGCAAAAGACAGCUACGGGCAACAUUGAAGAUGGAGAUGGAGGCUUUCUUAUGACUUCUUGCUUCUGGGGUAGCUCUUUGUAGAUGGAGAUGGGUAAAGAGCUCCAACUUUCGGCCUGUAGUUAUAGAAAAUUGAGACAAGGUUCGAUCUUUUCUAUAUGUCGCUUUUGAUAUUAAAGAACCGUGCUGAGGGAGGUCUGUGAAUAAAGGGGAAGUUUUAGGAAAUAUGUGGGUGCCGAGAUUAAUUUUUCUCAGUCAGUCAAACAAACCACCUUUUCUUUUAAUAUAUUCAGUGGAUCAUAAGAUUAAGUUAUCCUGGUCUUUCUGGUGUCAUGUCUUUUUAAGUCGAGAACCUGUGAAUUGGGGAGCGCAUCUUUUCAAAUAUAUGAUUUUAGUUUCAUAA
This is a messenger RNA of Phoenix dactylifera (date palm), 2868 nucleotides long. RefSeq lists its product as uncharacterized. Gene Ontology annotation, cellular component: nucleus; cytoplasm. The record is from RefSeq and is a predicted model, not a curated record. Gene Ontology annotation, molecular function: poly(A) binding. Lineage: Eukaryota; Viridiplantae; Streptophyta; Magnoliopsida; Arecales; Arecaceae. Gene Ontology annotation, biological process: regulation of mRNA stability.